This is a messenger RNA of Mesorhabditis belari, 207 nucleotides long. NCBI's taxonomy places the organism in Eukaryota, Metazoa, Nematoda, Chromadorea, Rhabditida, Rhabditidae. The record is from the annotation of a GenBank genome assembly.
AUGAAUGCAGAUUUGACCGCUCGGAUCUCAGCAAAUAUGGUUGUUCUUCAAACGUGUGGCUCAAUCUUGGCUCAUAAACUAAUCUUAUCGAUUCGCGGUGAUCGCUCGGCUCGCCUCUUCCCAAAGCUUCGGCAAUCUGGACACUCAGUCGUGUGUCGAUUUGCCCCAAAUGAAGGUGUGGAGUGGUUUGGCGUCUUGUUGUUGGUU